AUGGCUGCCUUAGAUCAAAACACAGAUGAAAUUACGCAUAGUAUUAUUGAACUCAAACAAGCCAUUCUAAACCUCAAGGCGAUAUCAGAAUCCAAAGAUAUCUCUCUAAUCUCUACCUACAAAUCUAGGAAUAACGAGUUCAGAAGAUUGCCUCCUAAAGUCCUAGUUACAUUACCAAGUUUCUCUCCUCAGAAAAUAAGCAAAGAUCAGCUCAAUGAAAUAUUUGGUUCUCUGUCAUCAUUAUCCAUUACAAAAGAACUUGACAACACAAUGAAGUCACCAGAAGCUGUAUCUUCUCCAGUCAAAACACUGCUUGAUAAACCGCGAAUCACCGCCACCAUAGACACUGGGUAUACACAACUACUCCGUGUUAACUGUCUGAGUGAAGACCAAGUCUGGACAUGUGGGUAUGACAAAAUCAUGAAGCUUCUCAACCUCCGAGGUAAGAUACUGACAUCAAUACAAACCGAGUCAGGGUACCAACCACGGGACAUAGCAGCAACACGGGACGGAUAUCUUUUUUACACUGACCCUGAAAUUAAAACUGUAAACCUAGUAAAGAAUAAUCAGAUACAGACCGUGAUCACACUACAGGGAUGGAAACCUCACUAUAUGUGCAGCACCGCCUCUAAUGAUCUCCUUGUUAUCAUGAUCAGUGAUGACUAG
Molecule: messenger RNA, 666 nt
Organism: Ostrea edulis (European flat oyster)
Lineage: Eukaryota; Metazoa; Mollusca; Bivalvia; Ostreida; Ostreidae
Exons: 1
Coding region: 1-666 (221 amino acids)
Source: RefSeq, a predicted model, not a curated record